GUUCCCCUUUUUGUUCAGGUAACCAAGGAUACCCUUCCGAUCAGAUUCCCGAUUGCGUGCGAGUCUCGCCUGCCGCUUCACCAAGGCCCGGUAUAGCCCCGCCUGUGCUCGAUGUCGAAGAGCGGGGAGUGUUUCGUGACGCAGACUCCAGAGACGAGAUUGUGCACGGGUAGGGGCGUGCGGACCGAACAGGAAGCGAAGGAAAUGGCGAAAGAGUUUGCCUGUUCGCGAAUGGCGAGCUGCAGGAAAGCGGAGGGGCGGAGGAGGAAGGGGUGGCCUGAUGGGGGCCCGAGGGGAGCGCCAGCGAAAGCGAGGGAGUUGUUGGGGCGCCACGGUAAUUAAAUAUAUUCAGGGAGAUAUAUAGAAGAUGAUGGUGGUAUAUGAGUGAAAAAGAGAAUGGACGAUGGGAGGGGGGGGGUAUGCCAUAUUGACUUUCUCAGUACUAGCGAAAAUAUGUCAACAACAUCAUCAUUGUACCAGGUCGUAGCAGACCUCGACAAGCAAGUUCAUCCACCCUUCUAUUUCCAUUCAAUUCAAUUCAAUUCAAUCCCAUCUAACCUCCCCAACAGCUUCCCCUACCCCACCACCAACGAUGCCGACAACCCCAUCCUGCAAAACUACCACGCCUUCAGGAUCACCGGCAUCCCCCAAACCCUAGGCUACAUCCCCAACGAGCUAAUAACCACCUUCCCCUGGCCAUCAGACACCUGGGCCAUUAAUACCACUCCCUCCAGCAAAACAAUCACCCUCCUCACGCCUCCCACCGCAACCGCCUCCACCCGCACCGCCAUCCUCCUCCCCACCCUCCAGCAACUCGCCUCCCACGGCAUCCUCCGCGGCUGGCGCAACGAGACCUUCGCCCUCUACGGCCCAGACGGGUCCGUCAUCCUGGAAAUAGAACGCGCCGCAAGCGCCCUCUUCGGGAUAGUAACCUACGGCGUGCAAAUGCUCUGCUACACCGAUGACAAAGUCUCCAACACACCGCACCUCUGGAUCGCUAAACGCUCCUCCCUUAAACAGACCUACCCCGGCAUGUUAGACACCACUGCCGCGGGGGGACUAAGUACAGGGUUACCACCGAGGGAGGCCAUCAUACGGGAAGCGAGCGAGGAGGCGGAGAUCCCGGAAGAGUUGAUGCGGAAGGAGAUGAGGUUUGUGGAUCGGAUUUCGUAUUUCCAUGUUAAGAAGGAGAGCGUUGGGGGGAUAGGGAUGGUGGAGCUGUUGCAGCCCGAGGUGGAGUAUUUGUAUGAGCUGAGGUUGGGGAAGGAGGUAGUUCCAAGUCCGGCAGAUAAUGAAGUGGAGGAUUUUAGGCUGUGGGGGGUAAAGGAGGUGAAGAAGGCGCUAGGGGAGGGGAGGUUUAAGCCGAAUAGUGCGGUGGUGGUGGUGGAUUUCUUGUUGAGGAGGGGGGUGUUGGAUGGUAAUGAUGAGGAUGAGAGAAUUCGCGUGAGGUUGCAUAGGGAGUUGCCUUUACCAGUGGUGGAUCAUGAGGGGGGAAGAGUAUAGUAGUUCGUAUAUUAGUAUUAAAGAUAUGAUCGAUUAUGGAUGCAUUUUGAAUCGAUUAAGGCGG
Messenger RNA from Aspergillus costaricaensis CBS 115574, 1567 nucleotides. RefSeq names its product thiamine pyrophosphokinase-related protein. The coding region runs from base 397 to 1503 and encodes 368 amino acids. The transcript is spliced from 3 exons. The record is from RefSeq and is a predicted model, not a curated record. Gene Ontology annotation, molecular function: 8-oxo-dGDP phosphatase activity. Lineage: Eukaryota; Fungi; Ascomycota; Eurotiomycetes; Eurotiales; Aspergillaceae.